AUGCGUGUCUUUUUUCAUUUCCUGGCGCUAGAUCGGUACGUCGCUAUUACAUAUCCUCUGUUUUACAGGUCACAACCCAACACAAAACGAAGUCUCUUAGUGGCCAUUGGUGUCUGGAUGGUCUCCAUUCUAUUAUCCAUGAUUUAUUUUGCAGUGGGUUACAAUAAGUUCUUGUUCAUCGUUGCUAACACAGCCCUCGUUGUCACCUUUGUUGUCUUGCUUUUUACCAGCUUAAAAAUUUUCAAGUUCCUGCGCGCUCAAGUUAAACAAUGGGACAAUCUCCAUGACAGCUCAGAAGAAAACCUGGCAAAAAAGCAAGCGAUCAAGAGGGAGAAAAAAGUCACAAAGACCCUUGUUAUUAUGUUAUUGUUUUUCUUAGCUUACUAUUUGCAUUCUUGCAUCUGCAUCUAUAUCAUAAACUUUUGCUCUAAUUGCGAUAGUGUGUCUAUUAUGUGGAUAAAAGACAUUCAGUUUGUCGUGAUGAUGACAAAUUCUGGAGUGAAUCCAUUCGUAUAUGCUUGGAGGUUGGAGAAUUGCCGCAAAGCGUUUAAGAGUGACUUGCCAAGCAUUCCUGAAACUUCGGUCCUUGACACAGGUGUCGACUUUGACUACUGA
Molecule: messenger RNA, 615 nt
Organism: Porites evermanni
Lineage: Eukaryota; Metazoa; Cnidaria; Anthozoa; Scleractinia; Poritidae
Source: the annotation of a GenBank genome assembly